GUAAAUGCUCCAAAUCUCGUACGAUCAGCAGGAUGUAUUUUAAUAUAGAACUCGUCCCUCUUCUUCCCAGAACAGUCCAAGGAAUUAUGUGUGUUGAUUUCUGUAAAGGAGUUGUAAAUAGCUGUAUUGCAUUUUCUCUUGGGUUGAUCAUAUUAUUGAUAAACAGAUUAUGGGAACCAUUUGAGCGAGGCUUCUUCUGUGAUGAUGAUAGUAUAAAGUACCCACACCACGACAGUACGAUUCCUUCCCCUGUCCUGUAUGGUGUCGGCUUCUCAUUAAACAUUGUAUCGUUCAUUUUAAUUGAAGCUGCUUUUUUAAGAAACUGUAAAAAUAAGCGAACAAACAAAAAUCAGGAACAGAACGUUUUACAGACUUACUUUUGUGUUGUGUUCAAUGUUCUGUUACCAUUUCUGUAUGGAGCUGCUGUAGUACAGCUGGUGACAGACAUAGCUAAAUACUCGGUCGGAAGACUUCGUCCACAUUUCCUAGCAGUUUGUCAACCAGAUUUAACCAAGUUUAAUUGCACAGAUGGCUAUAUAACAGCUGACGUCUGCACGGGAGACAUUGCACUCAUCAAACAUGCAAGGGUGUCAUUCCCGUCAGGACAUGCAUCUUUCUCCAUGUAUUCUAUGUUAUUUCUUGUGUUUUACUACCAGGCUCGAUUAACAUGGAAUAAUCUAUUACUUCUACGGCCACUACUUCAGUUGAUGGUGUUUUGUCUGGCCUUCUACACAGGACUGUCUCGGAUAUAUGAUUAUAAACAUCAUUGGAGUGAUGUUCUAGCAGGAAACAUCAUCGGUGUCAUUGUAUCACUUAUAACUGUGUUUACACUGACCGACUUAUUUAAAAGAAGAAAAUCCUCUGACGAACAACAAACAGACAACAAUGUAAAGUUAGAAUCAAUCCGGGUCAACAAACCUGUCACCAAAUUAUAAUCAUAAAACCCUCCGACAAACAACAGUCAGAGACUAUGAUUCGACAAAACUGUAACAUAGUUAUAAUCCUCUGACACACAACAGUCAGAGAGUAUGAUUGGACAAACCUGUCACCAAAUUAUAAUCGUCAGACACAAAACAGUCAGAUAGUACAAUUCGACAAACCUGUCACUUAGUUUUAAUCCUCCAGCACACAACAGUCAGAUAGUACAGUUCGACAAACCUGUCACUUAGUUUUUAUUGACACAUAAUAGGCAGCCAGAAAUUUCAAUCUAUAAUCAAUCCACAGAUGUAAUAAUCUUAUCCAAUGUGAUCACAAUUGUUAUUGUUAAAC
Messenger RNA from Mytilus californianus (California mussel), 1269 nucleotides. RefSeq names its product phospholipid phosphatase 1-like. Lineage: Eukaryota; Metazoa; Mollusca; Bivalvia; Mytilida; Mytilidae. Gene Ontology annotation, molecular function: phosphatidate phosphatase activity. Bases 33 to 935 code for a protein of 300 amino acids. The transcript has 6 exons. Gene Ontology annotation, biological process: phospholipid metabolic process; signal transduction; phospholipid dephosphorylation. The record is from RefSeq and is a predicted model, not a curated record.